This is a messenger RNA of Menidia menidia (Atlantic silverside), 3741 nucleotides long. Lineage: Eukaryota; Metazoa; Chordata; Actinopteri; Atheriniformes; Atherinopsidae. The record is from the annotation of a GenBank genome assembly.
CUUUUCUGCUGCAGACAGACUAAAGAUACUCCUGCAGAUAGGAUAAACAAUUAUAAUGCCAUAUUGCGUGAAUUCACCGUCGUGAACUAUAUUAAGAGCCUUUAUUUUGCCUUAAAUUGGCCUUUGUUUUUAGAGACAACGUUUUAUCCCUCUGAAUUCGUGACGCCGUUUUAUUGAAUUGCGUGUGUCCUCGUUUUUUCCAUUUAGAAGCAUCCGUGAGGGUAUAACGGGGCAGUCUGUUGUAAAAACUAAUUUCCGAGCAAUAAUUCGUCUUUAACGCAGACAGUCGGAAGGGAUACAACGUCAAAACACAUGGUGCUUUAGAGUAUCUUCUUCAAAAGGGACGGCUAGAGCUCAGAAGAGCCACGGACAGACAGCCCUGUGAUGGAUAAUGCUCAUACGAAGACAGUGGAGGAGGUUUUGGGCUUCUUCGGCGUGAAUGAAUCUACAGGUCUGAGUUGUGAGCAGCUGAGGAAAAACAGAGACAAAUGGGGACCAAACGAACUACCAGCAGAGGAAGGGAAGUCGCUCUGGGAACUGGUCCUGGAACAGUUUGAAGAUCUGUUAGUUCGAAUCCUGCUGUUGGCGGCAUGCAUCUCUUUUACUUUGGCGUGGUUUGAAGAAGGGGAGGGGACCAUCACAGCCUUUGUUGAACCCUUCGUCAUCCUCCUCAUCCUCAUCGCUAACGCGAUUGUUGGAGUUUGGCAGGAGCGAAACGCAGAGAACGCCAUCGAGGCUUUAAAGGAGUACGAGCCUGAAAUGGGCAAAGUGUACCGGCAGGACAAGAAGAGCGUCCAGAGAGUCAAAGCUCGAGACAUUGUUCCUGGAGACAUUGUUGAAGUUGCUGUUGGUGAUAAGGUCCCAGCCGACAUCAGGCUGACAUCCAUCCGAUCCACCACCCUGAGGGUGGAUCAGUCCAUUCUGACGGGGGAGUCCGUGUCAGUCCUCAAACACACAGACCCUGUACCAGACCCCAGAGCUGUUAACCAGGACAAAAAGAACAUGCUGUUCUCAGGUACCAACAUUGCAGCCGGUCGGGCCAUUGGGGUCGUCGUAGCGACAGGGGUGCAGACGGAAAUCGGGAAAAUCCGAGAUGAGAUGGCCUCCACUGACCCCGAGCGGACCCCACUUCAACAGAAGCUCGACCAGUUUGGAGAACAACUUUUGAUUUGUGUGGCCGUGUGGGCCAUCAACGUGGGCCACUUCAACGACCCGGUCCACGGAGGCAGCUGGCUGAGGGGAGCCGUUUACUACUUCAAGAUUGCCGUGGCACUGGCUGUAGCUGCCAUACCAGAGGGACUCCCAGCUGUCAUCACUACCUGCCUGGCCCUGGGCACCAGGAGGAUGGCCAGGAAAAACGCCAUCGUUCGCAGCCUGCCGUCGGUGGAGACGCUGGGCUGCACCUCGGUCAUAUGCUCGGACAAAACGGGCACGCUCACCACAAACCAGAUGUCGGUGUGCAGGAUGUUUGUAGUGGAUAAUGUGUCAGGAGAUCACUGCACCAUGAACGAGUUCACAGUGACUGGAUCUACUUAUGCCCCUGAAGGGGAAGUCUACAAGGACGGCUCAAUGGUGAAGUCCAGUCAGUAUGAAGGCCUGGUGGAGCUGGCCUCCAUCUGUGCGCUAUGCAAUGACUCAUCGCUGGACUACAAUGAGGGAAAGGGUGUGUAUGAGAAGGUCGGAGAGGCAACAGAGACCGCCCUCUGCUGUCUGGUGGAGAAAAUGAACGCGUUUGACACCGACCUGAGGGGCCUGAGCCCCGUAGAGAGAGCCACGGCCUGUUGUUCUGUGAUUAAGCAGCUAAUGAGGAAGGAGUUGACUCUUGAGUUCUCCCGAGACAGAAAGUCCAUGUCCGUCUUCUGUUCAUCCAACAAACUCACCAGGUCAAGCACUGGAGCGAAGAUGUUUAUCAAGGGAGCUCCAGAGAGCGUUUUGGAGCGCUGCAAUUAUAUCCGCGUCAGCGGCUCUGCCCGUGUGCCUUUGACCCCGAGUGUUCGAGAGCAGCUCCUGACCACCGUGCGGGAGUGGGGAUCAGGGCGAGACACACUCAGAUGUCUGGCCAUGGCCACUAGAGACAUGCCCCCUGACAUCCACAGCCUCAAUCUGGAGAACUCAGCUGCCUUUGCCAACUACGAGUCGGACCUGACCUUUGUGGGCUGCGUGGGGAUGCUGGACCCCCCAAGGAAAGAGGUUCUUGGUGCAGUUCGGAUGUGUCGCCAGGCUGGCAUACGAGUCAUUAUGAUCACAGGGGACAACAAGGGGACGGCUCUGUCCAUCUGCAGAAGGGUGGGCAUCAUCACCGAGCAGGAGGAGCAGCAGGAGGGCGCCGGGGUCAGCGGCGGGCUCACGGGCCGGGAGUUCGACGAGCUGCCGCCUCACCUGCAGCGCCAGGCCUGCCGGACGGUGCGCUGCUUCGCCCGCGUGGAGCCGGCCCACAAGAGCCGCAUAGUGGAAUAUCUCCAGAGUCUGAGCGACAUCACUGCCAUGACAGGCGAUGGAGUGAACGAUGCUCCGGCCCUGAAGAAGGCCGAGAUCGGAAUCGCUAUGGGCAGCGGCACCGCUGUGGCCAAGUCAGCCUCCGAGAUGAUCUUAGCUGACGAUAAUUUCUCCACAAUUGUGGCGGCCGUGGAGGAGGGCAGAGCCAUUUACAACAACAUGAAGCAGUUCAUUAGAUACCUGAUAUCCUCCAACAUAGGGGAAGUGGUCUGUAUUUUCCUAACGGCGGCACUGGGAAUGCCUGAGGCCCUGAUCCCGGUCCAGCUGCUGUGGGUCAACCUGGUAACCGACGGUUUCCCAGCAACCGCCCUGGGUUUCAACCCUCCAGACCUGGACAUCAUGUCUCGCCCUCCCCGCUCUCCCAAAGAACCACUGAUCUCCAGGUGGUUGUUCUGUCGCUACCUCAUCGUUGGAUGUUAUGUGGGAGCAGCCACUGUCGGAGCUGCAGCCUGGUGGUUCAUGGCCGCUCACGAUGGACCAAAACUUUCCUUCUAUCAGCUGUCUCACUAUCUGCAAUGCAGUGAAGGCCAUGUCGAGUUUGCUGGUGUGCAGUGCUCCGUCUUCGAGUCGCCGUACCCCAUGACGAUGGCUCUGUCCGUGCUGGUUACCAUAGAGAUGUGCAACGCCUUGAACAGUCUUUCGGAAAACCAGUCCCUGCUGAAAAUGCCCCCCUGGUCAAACCCCUGGCUGGUGGGGGCCAUCUGUCUCUCUAUGGCCCUACACUUCCUGAUCCUGUACGUGGACCCACUGCCGGUGGUUUUUCAGAUCCGGCCUCUGUCCUGGACCCAGUGGGUGGUGGUGCUGAAGAUGUCGCUCCCCGUUAUCCUGAUGGACGAGGCCCUCAAAUUCCUCGCCCGCAACUACAUCGAGCCGGGGAGCCAGAUCCAGACGAUAGAGGAGGAGGAGCUGCAGAGGUCAGCGGCCGGCGGAGGACUCGUGGGCGCGGCGGUUUGGAGGCUGCGUCAGUCGGUGAGGGGCGUGUCCUGGUCAUUCGUCCUGGUCGCCGCGCCGCUGGUGAUCUGGAUCUUCAGCCUGGACUCCGACAUCACCAACAUGUUCUGGGAGUGACGGAGCACAAGAGAGGACAGGAGGGCUGCAAGGGAAACACUGAGACGCAGGAGUGAAAGAGGGGCAAAGGAGGCAAAGAGAUGAAGCAGAAGUCUGGGCGUUUGAGGGGGAGACGUGUAAGAUUUGAGUCCGCGGAAGAUAUUUAUUUUUUAUGAAAGCAAAAGCAACGUUAAGGGG